Messenger RNA from Anolis carolinensis (green anole), 1028 nucleotides. RefSeq names its product RPA interacting protein (gene rpain). The record is from RefSeq and is a predicted model, not a curated record. Gene Ontology annotation, biological process: protein import into nucleus. The coding region runs from base 64 to 732 and encodes 222 amino acids. The transcript is spliced from 7 exons. Gene Ontology annotation, cellular component: nucleus; PML body. NCBI's taxonomy places the organism in Eukaryota, Metazoa, Chordata, Lepidosauria, Squamata, Anolidae.
AGGGGCUGCCUUGGCCGGAGGGACUACAUUCCCCGUCGUGCUUUGCGGGCCCGCGGGACCCGGAUGAGGAGGCGGAGGAUGGAGGCCGCUCCGCUCCGGCGCCACCGGGGUCUCUACAAGGGAGCCGCCCGCCCGCCCUGGAAGGACGCCUUCCGCCAGCGCUGUGUCGAGAGGCUGAAAAACAGCAGGGCUCGGCUGCUGGAAAGAUACCGAAAAGUGGGAGACAAUGCCUCUUCUGUGGAAGAAAAAGAGGCCCUUUUGGUGCAAGAAGUGAUGGAGGUAGAAUGGAAAGCAGAAGCCUUUGCAGAGGCGCUGGAAGACUCUGAGCUGGCUGUCCUGGAGGAGAUCCAACGGGAGCUGAUCUGGCAAGAGCGACAACGGGCUGCCCUGGAGGAGUACGAGCAGAGCCUGCGCUUCGAUGAGGAGAGCCUGAAGGCCGCGCUGCAGGGCCUGGAGGAAGAGCCAAGCGUCCUCUGCCCCAUUUGCAGGAGGCACUCGCUUGGCGUGACGAGCCGCUCAGUGGCGUGUCCAUGUGGGCUGCACAUUGCCACACAGGAGAUGACUGAAGACAGACUCCGCUCGCUGCUGGGCGAGGCCAUGAUGGAACACAACCAGCACUGUCGUGGCAGCCCCGAAUUUGCCAUUACGAGCGGGAUGGAAGGAGAGGCCACGCUACUCAUGAGCUGCAAGGUGUGCAAUGCUCAGAUGCAGCCACAAGGAGGCAGUGUAUAGAUAGAAAGGAUUAGCUAUUGGAUUCUAGGGAUGUUUGUGAUUCCUGGGCUGUCGUUUUAUGAUCUUAAUGGGCGACUCCAUCAAUGCCGUCGUCUUCCAAGAAUCACUGUGUUGAUGAACGUAUGUGUGAGAACUGCACAAUGUGUAUAACCAUAAAGAGCACUUGGAGGUUGUGUUGUUAUAUGGAACGAUGCUGGGUUGUUUGUUUGUUUUGUUCUGCUGUCAGAUAGAGUUUUGCUUUUAAGUCAAGAUUUGGGCAUGGGGCACAAGGAUAUCAUUAAAAGCUAUGGAAAGAC